AUGCACCCGCGGGGCUUAACCGCCCCAGAGAAUAGUUACGCACGCCUCAAACUUAAGCACAAAACCGUGUCACACAUGGCAUCCGGGAAACUCCCUGAAGUUCCUAACUUAAACAAUAAGGGCCCAUGUCUCAAACUCAGACAGGAGCUAUGUCCCCAACUCGGACAGGAGCUAUGUCACACAAUAGGACUCCCCGAAGUUUCACAAAAGAAGUAUCACCCCACAGCUGGUAAACCGCCCCAGAACGAUGCGAAGCGGUUGCAACGUAAGGAUCGAAACGCGCCGCAGAUCCGCACAGCGCUAGGACUAACCGCUAAGCCGCCCCAGCGACAGAAGUCCAAAGGGCGUCUCUCCUCUUCAAGCGUGCUUCCCCAACGAGGGAAAAGGAAGAGGAAGCACAGACAAUAA
Linum trigynum is the source of this 408-nucleotide messenger RNA. The record is from the annotation of a GenBank genome assembly. NCBI's taxonomy places the organism in Eukaryota, Viridiplantae, Streptophyta, Magnoliopsida, Malpighiales, Linaceae.